Messenger RNA from Hordeum vulgare subsp. vulgare (domesticated barley), 996 nucleotides. Its product is annotated as senescence associated gene 20-like. The transcript has a single exon. The record is from RefSeq and is a predicted model, not a curated record. Bases 328 to 744 code for a protein of 138 amino acids. Lineage: Eukaryota; Viridiplantae; Streptophyta; Magnoliopsida; Poales; Poaceae.
CCGCUUCCACCUCCAAGCUCUCAAUCACAAUCCAUCGCCUCGCUUCUCAACAGGCUUCUUCCUCUUCUUGAAGCGGCGGAGACCGGAGCCUACGCGGGGGCUUCGCGGCAGGAGCUGGCUAACCAUCAGCAGCCCCACGCGGCGGCGCCGGCGCCGCACGACACGGACGCGGAGCUGGCCGGCGGUGGGGAGACGGAGGAGCAGCGCGGCAAGUUCCUCGUGCUGCGCCUCUACGAGGCGCUCAACGCCCGCGACGCGCGCCGGGCGCAGGACCUGCUGGCCCCGGACCUCGAGUGGUGGUUCCAUGGCCCGCCCGCGCACCAGCACAUGAUGCGCCUCCUCACCGGCGCCGGCACCAACGACGAGUUCAGGUUCUGCCCUCGCUCCGUCGACGCCUUCGGCUCCACCGUCGUCGCCGAGGGGAGCGCCGACGGCGCCGGCCAGCUCCUCUACUGGGUGCACGCCUGGACCGUCGGGCCCGAUGGGGUGAUCACCCAGCUCAGGGAGUACUUCAACACCGACCUCACCGUCACACGCCUCUCCGCCGCGGCGGCCACCAAGAACGCCAGCGCGAGCUCUCCUACCCACUCCUCAUCUUCUUCUACCUCUUCCUCCCCCUCCUCGUCUACGUCCUCGGGCCUCUCCUCGCCGGCGCACACACCCAAGUGGCCCAAGUGCUUGUGGCAGAGCCGCCGCACCGACCGCGCGCGCAAGUCGCUGCCGGGCCUCGUCCUCGCCAUCUAAGAACAGAGCCUACCAUUGAGUAAGCUGCAAGUUAAGGUCUUGGCGUAUGGGCUGCUGAACUCAACUGCCUGCGACCUGCGUGCGAGUAGAGUAAUCAGGGAUCCCACACUUCCACCACAACCACUAUCGCUUUGCGUGCUUGAUUACCAGUGUGAUUUAUUUGGUCUAAAUCAUGGAUUAUGAUGUGUACUACUACUGCGGCAAUGGCUUGCUAUUGCGGCUGAAUAAAAGUAUAAUGUAUUGGACCCUUAA